AUGUAUUUAUUCUUGCGUUGGUUCUCGGGAUCUUCUUUUCUGCUGUUGUUGUUGUUUUUGUGUGCAUGUGUCUAUGUUUAUGCACUUGCGGGUCUUCUUUUUGCAUGGCAGGGAAGGAGAGAAGGAAGUGAGGAGAGGGUCAGCCACGACAGUUGCUGCACACAAAAGUUAGAGGAAAAAAAAAAAAAAGAAAGGGAGAAGAUGGACCUGUUUAGUGCUGCUGUCGCGGGGAUGUUGGCUCGUUUGGUUUGUCAUCCUCUUGACACGACAAAAACAGUAGCUUUUACCGGAUUUUGUGGCGAGGGUAGCACAACAGGUGCACAUCUGGGCAACGCGACAAAGCAUGCGUUUUUGAGUUCCACUCGGUCCAUUUAUCGGCAGGAAGGGAUAGCAGGGUUUUACCGAGGGGUUGGCGUGGCCAUUCUGGGCUCUGCACCAGGUGUCGCUCUCUAUCUCACGACAUACACGUGGGCGAAUGAAUUCUUUAUGAAAUACCAAAAAGCUGCUUUUGGUGCUGUUCCGUCUUGGUCCGUUCACUUGUUUUGUGGGUUUCUUGCAGAGGCUGUGAGCUGUGUCUUCUGGGUUCCUAUUGACGUGACAAAGGAGCGUCUUCAGUCACAGCCCCCAUCGCAACCUGGAAGGUACUCCGGAAGCUGGGAUGCCCUCUGCACCAUCGCCCGCUACGAAGGACUUUCGGGGCUGUACAAGGCUUAUGGAACAACCUUGGCAUCAUUUGGUCCUUAUUCGGCAGCGUAUUUUGCAUUUUAUGAGUUUUUCCAUGCUGUUUUUUUGGAGCAUUUCUCAAUUGAUUCGUUUGCUUCUGCACUUUGCGCCGGCGGAAUGGGAAAUAUCGCCGCUUCACUUGUGACAAAUCCAUUAGAGUUUAUCAAAACCCGUCUGCAGGUUCAGCGAGCGGUGCUCUCAGUGGGCGGAAGACCCACAAGCGUCAGGGGAUUCUCUUAUUAUUAUGCAGGUCUUGUGGAUGGAUUGCGGACAGUCAUUAGGGAGGAAGGAUCUCGAGCACUUUGGCGUGGUGUCGGAAGCAGGGUUGCGUUUGCGGCACCCAAUGCGGCUUUGACGAUGGCCAUUUAUGACUAUUUACGCUCAUCAUGA
This is a messenger RNA of Trypanosoma cruzi, 1113 nucleotides long. RefSeq names its product mitochondrial carrier protein, putative. The transcript has a single exon. The record is from RefSeq and is a predicted model, not a curated record. NCBI's taxonomy places the organism in Eukaryota, Euglenozoa, Kinetoplastea, Trypanosomatida, Trypanosomatidae. Gene Ontology annotation, biological process: iron import into the mitochondrion. Gene Ontology annotation, cellular component: mitochondrial membrane. Bases 1 to 1113 code for a protein of 370 amino acids. Gene Ontology annotation, molecular function: ferrous iron transmembrane transporter activity.